CUCUCUACCACCACCACCACAACAUUUUUUAUUUUUCCAUUUGUUUUCCCAACAGUAUGAGGCAGGAUGCAGGAGACUACAAAGAAUUGAAGGAAAAUUUUGUCUCUGGAGCGACAGGCUCGACGGUGACCCACGUCAACUUGAUAUCUAGUGCGGCUCUCGCAUCCGUGUUUCUCUACCACACAAUACUCUCAAGAACAUCCCCAACAAGCUUGAAUAAAUUUCCGAUAUCAUGGGCUAUCCUGGUCCUACCGCUUCUCUUGUCGAUGACACUAUUCGCCAAUAUGCCAGCGCUACUCUCAAUUCUGAUGUUGAUUCCGGCUCUGGGUCUGUCAUUUUUGUCUCGUCGCGAAUCGGGGACGCCACUUCCUUCAAAUGAAAGUGAACGAGGUACAGCAAGUCCCAAGGCGACUGUGGCCCCGCUACCGUUCUUAACAACAUAUCGCGCACACAUGCUCUUAAUGACAAUUCUCGCCAUCCUUGCAGUGGACUUUCCUGUGUUCCCCCGUUCACUGGCCAAGUGCGAGUCAUUUGGAGUCUCACUGAUGGACUUGGGUGUUGGCGCCUUCGUCUUUUCUCAAGGAGUCAUUUCAGCAAUCCCACUUGUUAAGAAUCCGACUUAUCUCGCAUCACCUGUACUUUCUAAGCUGGUCACCACAAUUCGUAAGGUCUUGCCUAUUAUGGUCCUGGGCAUUGUGCGCGUGUUGCUUGUUAAAGGAACAGAAUAUCCCGAGCACGAAACGGAGUACGGCACCCAUUGGAACUUUUUCAUCACCAUGGCCCUCCUGCCAGUAAUGGAGAUCUUCCUUCACCCAAUAAUCCUUCGGGUUCCGAUAUCCAUGCUUGGUAUCCUGAUUGCAUUGUGUCAGCAGCUCGGCUUAUCCGUGUUUGGUUUGCAAGAAGUCGUCCUGUUCGCUCCACGCGUUGGUAUCCUGUCGGCGAACAAAGAGGGCAUCGUAUCUCUUCUAGGUUAUCUCGCCGUACAUCUCCUGGGACUAUCAAUAGGGACGAUGAUUUUACCCCCUUCGCCUUCGUACUUCCGUCGGUUCCAGCGCCAAUUUAAUAAAAAUGGCGAGUUGACGUUAGGAGGAGGAGAAAAAUACAAACAUUCGUAUGCUUCUCGACAGAAUGACAAAACAGCCACAGAGUUGUGGGCGUAUUCAAUGCUGUGGUGGGUAUUCAUGGGGUUGACGAGACUACUCAAGAUCGAUGGUAAGGAAGGCGUGUCUAGGCGUGUGGUCAACUUGUCGUAUAUCCUUUGGGUAGCGGCAUAUAACACGUCGUUUAUCUUGGGAUACCUUCUCAUGGACCUCUAUUUCUACCCUUCGCCAUCAAGGUCGAAGUACACCCGACAACAGAGCGACCAGGACGUCUUACCAUCCCGCAUAGCUGUAUCUGCUCCUCUUUUUGAAGCUAUCAAUAAGAAUGGGCUAGUUCUAUUCCUAUUGGCAAACGUCUUCACUGGUCUGAUCAAUUUGACGAUACCUACCAUGUUCACUUCCAAUUUCUGGGCCAUGAUUAUUUUGUGUGGAUAUUCGCUUGGGGUGUGCGCGACGGCGUGGGUUCUGAGGAACACUCGUGUUUGGAAAAUAUAAUCGUGCAGAGAUGCUUUUUGCUUGUUCUGUUGUUGAGUUCUUGUCAGAUCUACUGGAGUCUGGCAGUAGUAAAUUUGUCCUCACGAUUGUUGACAGUCAUCAGUGAAGGUUGUUUGUACAGCUCGCUUCGAUGCCUGCGUCGUACGAAGUGACUUU
This is a messenger RNA of Desarmillaria tabescens, 1751 nucleotides long. RefSeq names its product GWT1-domain-containing protein. The coding region runs from base 57 to 1595 and encodes 512 amino acids. Gene Ontology annotation, cellular component: endoplasmic reticulum; membrane. The transcript has 8 exons. Gene Ontology annotation, biological process: GPI anchor biosynthetic process; protein localization to plasma membrane. Lineage: Eukaryota; Fungi; Basidiomycota; Agaricomycetes; Agaricales; Physalacriaceae. The record is from RefSeq and is a predicted model, not a curated record. Gene Ontology annotation, molecular function: glucosaminyl-phosphatidylinositol O-acyltransferase activity.